This is a messenger RNA of Cotesia glomerata, 1711 nucleotides long. RefSeq lists its product as uncharacterized. The transcript has 7 exons. Lineage: Eukaryota; Metazoa; Arthropoda; Insecta; Hymenoptera; Braconidae. Gene Ontology annotation, molecular function: DNA binding; protein binding. Gene Ontology annotation, biological process: regulation of transcription by RNA polymerase II. The record is from RefSeq and is a predicted model, not a curated record. Gene Ontology annotation, cellular component: nucleus. Bases 109 to 1641 code for a protein of 510 amino acids.
AGUUGAACCAGAGAUCGCACAAGAGCCCACCAAGAGUAAAAUUGUUAGGUUAGCAUCAUAUAUCUAAGGAAUAACAACAACAAAAAUAGGAAACGGAAUUGAAACGAAAUGACUGAGAUUGUUGAUCAGACCGAUAACAAUGUCGGAGAAUACAAUGUUUUCACGUGGAUCACUUACAAAGAUGAUAUACCAAGAUUUAUGUACCAAUUAUUCAAUAAUGAAUCACUUGUUGACGUGACGCUCUGUGUUGAUGGUGAACGGAUUCAAGCUCACCGUCUCAUCCUCGGUGCUUGCAGCGAUUUAUUAAGAGAUGUGUUGGAAGAAGCUUCUGAAGACAAUCCGACUCUCAUAAUUAAUGACGUAUCAGCCGAAACUAUGAAAGCAAUAAUUGAAUUUUGUUAUACCGGGAAUGUAAAAGUUCCUCCGGCAGGGACCAGAAAUUUAUUUGAAGCUGCUAGGUUUUUAAAAAUAUCUGCACUGAUGGAGUUUCAGACAGCAGACUCUGAUUUUACAAAUGAAGAUGAAUAUCAAUUAAUAGAUUCUUUGGAUGCGUCUAAUGAAGUCGUGGAAAAUACUUGGGAAAUUGAAAAUGAAAAUUAUGAGGCUGAAGAUGUUACAUAUACUGAAGAAGUAGACAUAAGUACUGUUAAGGAACAAGAAGUUAAACCAGGAAAGGAAAAAGGUAAAAAGACAAAACGGAAACGUGAGAACCCCAAAAGAGAUUACAACCCUGCGAAUAUGGAAGCUGCAUUGAAUGACUUGAGCCAGGGGUUGUCUUUAGUUGAGGCUUCUACAAAAAAUAAUGUGGCCAGGUCGACACUCUACAUGAGGUGCAAAGCUAUAGGAAUGCAACUGAACACCUCCAGACACGAUUAUCCUGCAGACCGACUUAAGGCGGCCAUCAAUGCUGUCAUGAAUGGAGCCAGUUUUCAAAGUGCAUCUGAUAGGUACAAAAUACCUAAAACUGUCUUGUGGAGGCGGAUCCAAAAAGAAAAUUAUCGCUCGAUGAGGCCUGAUUGCAAACGGGCUUACGAUGCUCGCAAAAGAGAAGCUGCUGUUAAAGCUUUGGCUAGAGGGGAAAAUCUUACCAAAGUUUCUUUGGAGUUUCAGAUUCCAAAAACAACAUUGUUUCGUGAUAAGACAAAAUUAGUGGACCAAGGAAAAUUACCGGAAUCAUUUUGGAAAAAACGUAAAACGGAAGACGAGCAUAUAAAAAAAAUGCGCCUUGAAGAAGCGGUCACCGCUUGCUUGCAAGGAAAAAUGUCUCAAGCAGCUGCUUCAGUGGCUUAUCAUAUUCCAAAAACCACAAUUUGGCGACGGCUUCAGCAAGAACAGAGAAAAAUGGACAAAAACUUUGUCACUAAAAGAAGAGUACGUUCUAUUCAACAGGCAGAUGUUAAAGUUGAGAGUCUGAAAGAUUCUGAACUUACGAUGUGUAAUGACUCUUCAGAUAUUCCAAUGACAUACAUCGAUGAAAAUAACGUCGAAGAGUCUAUUAUAAUUCUAACUAAGGAAGAAGUUGAAGGCCUUAAUCUCGAUGAUAGUCAACAAAUUAUUGUCAGCACGGAUAAUGAUGGGGAGUACAUUCCUUGUUCGAUAAACAUCGAAGAUACGUCUAACUACUCGGCUAUUGAAAGUUAAUAUUAAUAAGUGAAGAAAUCGGUGUUUUUUUAUUUAUACAAAAGACUGUUAAUAUUUGAUAGUAUAUAAA